Sorghum bicolor (sorghum) is the source of this 2161-nucleotide messenger RNA. RefSeq names its product probable peptide/nitrate transporter At3g43790. The record is from RefSeq and is a predicted model, not a curated record. Lineage: Eukaryota; Viridiplantae; Streptophyta; Magnoliopsida; Poales; Poaceae. Gene Ontology annotation, molecular function: transmembrane transporter activity. Bases 250 to 1725 code for a protein of 491 amino acids. Gene Ontology annotation, biological process: transmembrane transport. The transcript has 17 exons.
GGCAGGAGGCGCGGCUCCGCCCUCCCGCAGUCCGGAGUGAACGGACGAGCCCCGCAGGCCGCAGCCACAGCCCACAACCCAAGCGCAGCGCGGGCGCUUCCCUCUGCUCCACUCCCGUCCCCGUGCCUGCGUGCGCUCUGCCGCCGCCGCCGCCGCCGCCGCCUUCCAUUCCACCGCGCGGCGCUGCCGACGUCCCUCGCCGCGGCCGGAGGGAGCUGGUCUGGGUUGGAUUGGAUCUCUCGGAGCGAGAUGGGCGGCGGCAACGGCGAUGGAACCACCCCGCUGGGGGAGCCGCUGCUGGCGAAGAAGGGGAGGGCGUACCGGCCGAGGUGCCCCGGAUGCCGGGUGGACCGCCUGAACGCGGAGCGGGAGGGGGUGUUCCCUCUCAAGGACCUCUUCCUCAUCUGGCUCGUCACCAUCACCUGCACCUUGCCGAUCCAGUCUCUGUUUCCCUUCUUGUAUUUUAUGAUAAGGGAUCUGCAUAUUGCUAAACAAACACAAGACAUUGGAUUUUACGCUGGUUUUGUUGGCGCUUCAUAUAUGUUUGGGAGAGCACUCUCCUCAACAAUAUGGGGAAUCGUGGCUGAUAAGUAUGGAAGGAAACCAGUUAUCGUACUGACCCUUGUUGCAAUAGUUAUCUUCAAUACUCUCUUUGGACUAAGCUUAAACUAUUGGAUGGCAUUAAUCACACGAUGCCUGCUUGGGGUCAUGUGUGGUUAUCUCGGGCCAAUUAAGGCUUAUGCUACAGAAGUUGUCCGAAAAGAAUACAACCAUCUAGCUUUAGCAGUUGUUUCUUCCUCACGAGGCAUUGGUCUCAUUAUUGGACCAGCUAUUGGUGGUUACCUUGCACAGCCUGCAGAUAAAUAUCCAAGCAUAUUCUCUCAGACAUCCAUAUUUGGGAGGUUUCCAUAUUUUCUUCCCUGCCUGUGUAUAUCGAUCCUUGCAGUUAUUGCUCUAAUUGCCUGCAUCUGGUUUCCGGAAACUUUGCAUAAACACAAUGAGGAUACCGUUGAUAAUUCAGUUGAAACUGUAGAAGAAUCUCUUGCUGGUACAGACACUGAAGAAAAUGGAGGUGGUGGAUGUCUAACAUUGUUUAAAAACUGGCCGUUGAUGUCAUCUAUUACUUUAUAUUGUAUCUUCUCUCUUCAGGAUGUGGCUUAUGCAGAGACGUUCUCUCUUUGGGCUGUCAGUGACAGAUCAUAUGGUGGAUUAAGCUUUACUACCACAGAUGUGGGCAAUGUCCUUGCAAUGUCAGGUCUCUUCCUUUUUCUGUAUCAAAUGUUGAUUUAUCCAUUGCUUGCAAAAGCGGUGGACCACAUCACAUUAGUUCGUGCAGUGGCGAUAUUGACUCUACCACUUCUUGCUAGCUAUCCAUUCUUUCCUUCAUUGAAAGGGUUCGUGCUUAUGUUGGUAGUAAAUUGUGCAUCUUUUCUGAAGAAUACUUUCUCGGUAACUACCAUUACCGUGUUCAACAUUUUGAUGAAUGAAGCUGUGACUCAGGAUGUAAGAGCUGCAGCCAAUGGCAUAGCUGUAACACUAAUGUCCAUCUCAAAAGCUGUUGCUCCAGCUGUUGCAGGAAUUAUAUUUUCAUGGGCCCAGAGGCGUCAAACAGCUUCGUUUCUUCCAGGCGACCACUUGGUGUUCUUCAUACUGAACAUCUUCACACUCACCGGUCUCAUCUUCACCUUCAGACCGUUUUUUGUUCGAGGCAGCGCGAAGCACUGAAACAUGAAUGAAGCAGACCCAUGGUAAUAGGUAUCCUAUCCAGGGGCAAUGAAAUAUAAAUUUUCUUCCGGCGUGGCCGAGGGAGGUGCCGAGCCUGUACGACUGAGGCAAGAGCACAAGCGUAUGGUACACAGCAAGGCUGUGUUGUUGUAAGUUUUGUAAUUUCUGUUUAUUCUUCUCGGCUUCGCAGCAUGCAUCAGUUGCUGUAUAUGAUGGAACAACGUCUGUUACUGGGCAUGUUGCUCGGUUUUCACGCGUGUAAGUAAUGUAGAAAUCGUUAUGGUAGGUAUUUCCAUACUGUCAUUAGUGGAGCAUUGAUUUUUUGUAAGGAAGUUAUCACAAUGCCUUUUUUUCCGGGCAUGAAUAAGAAAAGGGAAAUAUGCUUAUAUGCAUACUAUGAAUAAGUGAGCAAUGGACUUGUACUGUAUUCGUGAUC